UGAACGAAUUUUUUUUCUACUGUUGUCUUUAGGAAUCGGUACAAUCUUUAGAAUUAAUCCUCCUAUUCAUUCUGUUCCUUGGUAAAAAAAGGAACCCGAUUGGGGAACAUACUGUACCCAACCGUCCCACACUACAUCAAACGCGGUGGACAGGUCAGGCUGCCUGUGAUGAAGUCUCAUGAAGUCCUUCAUUGGAGCUGACAUUCAGUCAGCAGGAGAGUCCAGCGCAGACAGACGAGGGUAGAGGAGCGGUCCCCACUGCGAACAGACGUACCCUCCUCCCCUCUCUGCCGAAGUUCCACCACAAGGUCCCCACCCCUCAGCAGCUAUGGCCAGUCGAAGGAAGUCAACCAUUCCUUGCAUGAUUCGUAUUAAUGAGGUGACAGACCAGGAUGACUUGGAGGACAUGGAGGUCUCCUCUGACAGCAAAGCAGAGGAUGGGUCUGCACAGACAACAUCAAGCGAAGAGUGGGCGUCAGGGAGGGAGACGGUUGAAAGGGAGAGUCGAGAGGCAGGCUCUCGGCUCCAGCGAAAGCAGCAAGGAGGCUAUGAAUGCAAGUACUGUCCCUUCUCCACCCAGAACCUGAACGACUUCAAAGAGCAUGUGGACUCCAAUCACCCUAAUGUCAUACUCAACCCUCUUUAUCUGUGCGCCGUGUGCAACUUCAACACAAAAAAGUUUGACACUUUGACUGAACACAACGAGAAGUGUCAUCCCGGGGAGACCAACUUCAAGUUCAAGCGGAUCAAACUCAACAACCAGACCAUCCUAGAGCAGACAAUCGAAGGUGUGAACAGUGCAGUCACCCACGAUACCACAAUUGCUCAGUGUGGGGAGGGCUUUGCCACUUUCCCCCUCAGCAAACCAACUACCGUCAAGAUCGGUAAGCCAAAAAUGGACAACAAACAGAUAUUCCACAAAGGGGAAAAGCUGGAGAACCAUCUGGACAGCUUUGCCCCAAAAGACCAAAUCACUGCCGUAAACGUGAACGGGACGGUUAUCAUCCCUGAAGCAACUAUAAAAGAAGGGCUCUCCCAUGUAAUGCCGUUACUGCAGCGGCCACCCAAUUUUAACCUGGUACCAAAAAUCGCUGUCCCCUUGAACACCACCAAAUAUAACCCCUUGCUGGAUAGUAAUAUGACCCUGAUUACGUCCUUCAACAAAUUCCCCUACCCGACCCACGCUGAGCUCUCCUGGCUGACUGCAGCCUCCAAGCACCCCGAGGAGCAGAUAAAGGUCUGGUUUACCACCCAACGGUUAAAGCAAGGCAUCACCUGGUCCCCAGAAGAAGUGGAGGAGGCCCGAAAGAAAAUGUUUAACGGAACCAUCCCGCCUGUGCAUCAGACUUUCACUGUGCUGCCUGCCCCGUUGACCGAGCCAGCCAAAGUCACCCAGCCCCUUAUACAGACUGUCCCCUGCCAGCUUCUCGGGCAGUCUAGCUUAGUGUUGACAACUGUUGCCAAUGGGUCGACCGUGACCUGCCCUCCUGUUUCACUGUCGGUAUCAAACCAAGCACAGACUUUCAAGCGACCCUUGGCAGCCCCAUCCUUGACGCCUGAGGGGAAGAGGCCCAUGGCAGCUCCAGCUGUGCCGCCGGAGGUGAAGCGGCCCAUGGCGGCCCCGGCAGCAACCCCAGUGGUGGUCCCUGCAGGGAAACGACCUAUUGCGGCCCCGAUGGUGGCCCCAGAAGGGAAGCGGGGAGCCUCAGCGAUGGUCCCGAUGAUAGCCCCGGAAAUGAAGCGGCCCAUGGCGGCCCCCAUGGUGGCCCCAGAUAUUAAGCGGCCACUUGUAGCCCCGGUGGUGGCCCCUGAGGUGAAACGGCCUAUGGCACCUCCAGCAGCCCCGGUGGGUGCUCUUGAGAUGAAGCGGCCCAUGGCAGCCCCAGUCAUUGUCUCUGAAGGUAGGGUUCCCUCGGUAGCUCCUUUAGCGGGUCCUGAACAGAAACAGACUAUAGCAGCCCCUGUGGUGCCCUCCGAAGUGAAGCGGCCAACUAUAAUCAAAUCCAUUCAACCACCCCUCAAGGCAGCCUCCCCUAUCUCCAGCUUUCCCUUGGACUGCAAGAAAACGAGAGAUUCCAUCACAGAGCUGCAGGCCAGCUACUUCAAGAGCCAGUUUCCUGAAGAUAAGGAGGUGCACCGGCUGAUUGAGGCCAGUGGGUUCUCCCAGGGUAACAUCAAAAAUUCAUUUAGCGACAAGCAUUAUCGUAAUCACAAGGGCAUACUGCACUUGGGCAGCACAUUUCUGCCAAAAGACACGCUGAAAAAAUCUAUUCCCACCCAGUUUCCUCUUCUGGAAAGAGUGAAAGGGAAGACCUCUGAGCAGCUGAAGAUUCUGGAGGAGAGCUUCCAGAGGAGCAGCUUCCCGACGCUGGGUGAAAUCGAUUGCCUGGUGACCGAAACCAGACUUUCCAAGAACGAAAUAAAUAGCUGGUUUUCUGAGCGUCGCGCGCUGCGUGACAACUUGGAACAAGCCCUUCUGAACUCCAUGGGUUCGAAGAAGGCACACGUGGAGGAGAGGCAGCGACAGGGCAUGCUGAACGGCAUGCGCGACCUGGAGGCCCAAUCCAGGAGGUCUCCCAUCCCUAUCGUUGCCCCUUCUGCUGGCCCCAUUCCGAUAGACAGCAAGUCUCUGGGGCAACUCAAAGAUGUUUUUGCACAAACUCGGUGGCCUUCGCCUGAGGAAUACAAUCACCUGGAGCUCCAGACUGGUCUGGCUCGCACUGACAUCGUCCGCUGGUUCAAGGACAGCCGUUUGGCCCUGAAGAGCGGAACCUUAGAGUGGAUGGAGCUGUUCCAGAAAUUAAGCGACAAAGGGCAGAAUGGAUUGGGCUUGCCAGCCAGCUCCAAGCACGCCCCGAAUGUCCCAAAACAGCGCUACCAGGACGGGAAGAUGCCGGAGGAUGUCAAGAGGCUGUCAGAGGGCCCCACGCGGGGCAGCCAGGAAAUCAAUGACUGGUUUUCCAACAAGCUGGGGCAGAACACGUCAGAUGCUGGCAAGAACGGUGGCCAAGACGGACAAGCCAGAGAGAAUCAUGGGAGCUGGGUGAAGAUGACUGCUGGGGUGGACGGAGAUUUAGGGGAACAGGAGCUGGUCUCAGACUCUGAUAAUGUGGCGGAAGACAUCCCUGGCAGGGUGACAGGAUAAAUGUGUGACAGGUUGGAAUGGUGGCCCCUGCCCAUUGCACAGAAGAGGUGGAAGGAAGAGGAAAGAAGCUCUAUUUUUCGUAUUUCGGAACCAAUGAUUUCACACCUGCACUGUCCCAGCUAAUGCACAGCGUUCUCACGGCGUGGGUGUAACAUUGCAAAGUCUGAGAAAAUGUUACAGAGACACUGUGAGAGCGUUUUGGCUGAGCUGAAAUGUAGUCAGAGGCACAAAUGAGUGGACUCCACUGACCAGGAGGUUGCUGUUGAGUGCCAAAGCUGGACUGCUGCAUUAUUACACUUUUAAAAAAAGGGUCCUUGUAAAUAUUUUUCUGUAUUGCAACAGAUUUGUACAAUUUUGGGGGAAUUUUGUUACAUUUGUAAUAGGAGUGACUUGUCCCUUUACGUUCCAGCUGGUCCUUACAGUGGUAUGUCCUGCAUUUUGUAACAAGACACCAUGAACCACUACAUCUGUUGGCAAUACUCUACUCGGUUUUACAGAGCCCAACUUCAUUCAGUUUCUUUUCUGGCAGAUGGACAUUCUACAAAAUCCAAUCCGCGCAUCGCCUGUACGUGGGCGGGGUUUUGUGUCUGAGACUUUUUUUUAAUGCUUUUGCGAAGAACGCCUUGUCCUUGAGAUCAAGUGACAUUGUGGAUCUUUCAAAGGCAGCCAGUCGUCGCCACGGGAACACAGGACUCCCAGCUGCAUGGAGCAUUCUGCUGGGAAACCUGAGUGUGGGAAAUAAUCUCCCUGAAAUCAAUCCAGACACAUGCUGCACAGGCCGCUCCUUUUCUUCUCUUGUAGUCGUCAUUUUUAUUUCUCAGAUUGACACAUCAGUACAUUUAUACACGUCAGCUUUCUAGGAAUACUCUACUGCAUGUAGUACUAGUUCCAUUUCAACUGCAGAUACAAGACCUGGUAACAGUUACAAGCUCUUUAUGUUACGCUUCCGCUAUAGUCAUGUUAGGACAUAUACCAAGAAUACUGUACUUCAACCAAGAUCCUGCUUUUUUAAAAACCAGUUGCUGUCUGCUGUAAUCCAAUAAAAACACAGCCUAUUUAAAGUUUCCAGAGGAUCCUGGAGAAGCAUUCAGUCACUGCACUCUCUAUUGCUUUCUUGUCCCCUACAGCAGUUGACCAUUUUGCUUGAUGGCACAGAGAUCAUAUGGGAGGCCAGAGUGAAGGAGCUGAGGGAGCAGUGAGACAGUAAAACACCCUGAUGUAUCGCAGUGGUCGGAAAGCAGGCAUUUGAUACGCACAUCAUAAAAACGUAACUCAAUACAAUAUAUAACAGGGGUAUGAAAGGUGAUAUUAUCAUGAGUCACUUCCAACUUGGAAGUGAUUGGAGGGGCCAAGAGAGCAGUUUAGAAUGCAUGCCCUGCCCUGUGAUGUCAGUGCUUUCUGUCUGAUCAUAAGACUUCAUCUUACUUGAGUUUUUUUUCUUCAUUUUGAAGCAGAUAUUAUUCGGUUCAUUAUUUGUGCUCCAUUUAAAGUUGCCUGCAGUGCAAUCCAUUUUUAAACAUUCUCAGCUGAAAUAUGAAUAUGAAUGUGUGGGACUUCUCACAUCUGCCAGGUUUUGUCUGCGCGAUGACAGUUGUGAACGUGUGUCUGUUGACAACUAUGACCCUGGAAAGGGUGUCAGCCCCACCUGAGCAAUUCUUACGCGUCAGUAUUCUAUUUGGAACUGGGAGAGAUGUUCAGUGUACAGAACACGGUAAUAUUUGUGUUGGUGCUGAACGGCACCUGCAUUUUGUCCUGUAGAUUGAAGAGUAGAUUAUAUUGAGGCCUUUCUUUAGACCCCAACCCCAUACACACACACACAUUUCUAUUACUUGAAAAGUAACAGUCUUCCUGCUCAAAUCAGAUUUAUAUUUUCCUUGAAUUUUUAAGGAUAAAUGUAAGCUUUUCAAGGAUUAUUUCAAUUGCUGCAAUAGUCGAGUUCUUGUGAAAUUGGGCCACUUUGGGCCAAAAUAUGUUUAACCGGGGGGGGGGCUACUUAGAGAUGCAUUGCUUUCCAAAAUUUCCACCCUGUAUUUACUAGCCUUUACAAUAACAUGCAUUCACUAUUUCAUUAGAAGAAACAGAUAAUCCAAGUUAUCCAAGUUAUCUAUUGCCAAGAUUCACACUACUAGUGAACAGCAGAACAAACCUUAUUAGCAAUGCAAUUGCCACAUUUGAAGGAAGUAUUUGACCUGUUCAUGUAUUUCCAGGAUGAUAACAUUUACAAGGACACUCAAAGGCUGAAGGGCCACGGGAACCUUGCUGGAAUUAAACUUGAUACACUAACACAAGUGACAAACCAGUGGCUCAACUAAGUAACACUUUAUAGAUUAACUGAUAAAUCUACUGUCCUGGUGGAAAUGCGUUCAAAAGUAUAAGCUGCACCACCUAUUUUUAAGAAUGUGUUUUAAUUCCAAAAAUGGUCAACUGGUGUUGACUAUGUUUAAAACAAGCGAUUAAACUGUACGAGACGGUAUCAUACAGCACAAAGAUCAACUGUGCCAUGUACAUUUGGUGUGAUUGCAUGCUGAUGCCUAUGUCUGUUCCAGGACACAUGCGAAAGGUCAGCCAAAAACGUUUUUGCUCAUCAAAACCAGCCAAAGACAGAUGUGCCAUCAAACACACAAAUUAUUUCUAAAAGGUUUUGACAUAAUUCACACCUGUUUCAGAGUGAAACAGUGUUCAUCACUAAUAUACAUAUCAUACACCACCUGUUUCAAUUGUUGUGAAACUGGAUGGAAUAGUUCUCUACACAGAUACAUAGAAACAUUCUUUAUUCAACACAGCAUUAGCUUGAUGUAUGGGACUAUUACAAGGGAGAUACAAAAAUCACAUCUGACCAUAAUUAGACGAAUAAGACUAAAGAGCUCAGAUUCUGCUUUAUGCAUCAGCACAGCAAAAUAAAUGCCAAAAUCUCAUUUAAAAGAAUCAUAGUGAAAUAUCCAAGGAUUUUUAUAUUGGUGACAAAAAAUUACCAGAAAUUCAUCAAACUCUUUAAAAUAGGGUAAAUGAAGUAAAUUGAAUCUGUAUGUAUGGGUGUCACUGUUAAAUUAUUUUUCACCU
This is a messenger RNA of Megalops cyprinoides (Indo-Pacific tarpon), 6205 nucleotides long. RefSeq names its product zinc fingers and homeoboxes protein 2-like. Gene Ontology annotation, cellular component: nucleus. Bases 329 to 3145 code for a protein of 938 amino acids. The transcript has 3 exons. Gene Ontology annotation, molecular function: DNA-binding transcription factor activity, RNA polymerase II-specific; DNA binding. The record is from RefSeq and is a predicted model, not a curated record. NCBI's taxonomy places the organism in Eukaryota, Metazoa, Chordata, Actinopteri, Elopiformes, Megalopidae. Gene Ontology annotation, biological process: regulation of transcription by RNA polymerase II.